AUGGACUCCUUCACGAACCAGCCAUCACCACUUUCUCUAUCAUCGUCAGCCAUGGAUGUAGAUGCCUCUCGAAGGACGCCCUCGCCAGUACCAUCUCUAGGCCACGAUUCGCUCAGCACUCCCACAGCAGAGAUGACCACGCCGCCGACCUUUUCCUCCGCUUUUGCAGUUGUCAAGGGUAGUGAGCCAGCAGGCAGACUAUCCAUCAUGGAGCAACCAGAUAUGAGGAACCCUGUAAAUGGCUGGGCAUCCCCUUCAUUCCCAAGAGAGUCGUUCUGUGGGAUCGACUCCCAUGAUAGUUACUAUGGGUUCGAUGAGUCUCGAGAGUUGACCGACUUGGACACUGAGCCUCAGUACCUUCCCACACCACCCAGUCAGAAACCUCGACUCCCAGUCAUCGGCGGUACCCCAGACUUUCUCAUCCUGUACUGCUUCAACAUCCAACGGGCAGCAGACUUCUACUCCCGUUGCUUCGGAUGGAAGUUCUAUGGCGACAUGAACGCAAGAGAGAUUGAUGACCCCAGCAAGCGACAGUGGGGGUCAUCCUUCUUCGACGUACAGCCCAUGAACUUUUUCAACUCGAGCGAAGACAAGGGCCAGCUCAAGAUCACGGGCGCUCUGGUCCAAAUGAGAACCACGCCCGACGGCCAAGCCCGGCUCGAGCACAAGCGGCAGAUGGCCAGGUUUGGUGCCGCUACACCGACGUGCCACCUCCGGGUCCCCGAUCUCGGCGCCGCUGAGGAGUUGAUCGAGCAGAACUUUGGCGAGGUCAAGCACUUGCGAUAUGGCAUCCGACAGUUCAUCAUGGACGUUGGAGAGUUUAUCGACACGGAGGGAAACCUGGUAGGGCUUAUUUCUCUACACCCGGAAAAUGCCAAUGCCGCUUAG
This is a messenger RNA of Fusarium keratoplasticum, 888 nucleotides long. RefSeq lists its product as uncharacterized. The record is from RefSeq and is a predicted model, not a curated record. The coding region runs from base 1 to 888 and encodes 295 amino acids. The transcript has a single exon. NCBI's taxonomy places the organism in Eukaryota, Fungi, Ascomycota, Sordariomycetes, Hypocreales, Nectriaceae.